Molecule: messenger RNA, 1253 nt
Organism: Fusarium oxysporum Fo47
Lineage: Eukaryota; Fungi; Ascomycota; Sordariomycetes; Hypocreales; Nectriaceae
Product: Extradiol ring-cleavage dioxygenase, class III enzyme, subunit B
Exons: 4
Coding region: 78-1082 (334 amino acids)
Molecular function (GO): ferrous iron binding; oxidoreductase activity, acting on single donors with incorporation of molecular oxygen; zinc ion binding
Source: RefSeq, a predicted model, not a curated record
AGGAAGACAUCUAUUCUAAGCAACCCUGGGUUGACCGGUAACUCAAGAGUUGCUACCGGAACCCAUCGUUGUUCAAUAUGACCCAAUUCCUAUCUUUCCGAUCAUUGAUCGGCUUCGUCUCUAUUGCCGUAGCCAUGAUUGCUUUGUUUGGUGCUUCACCACUCAAAGCCUUCUCAUCGACUCUGCAGAGGGCAGGCUUUGAUUGGUACAACUCACAAAAGGAUGUAACAUCUCCAAUAAAGACGAAUGCAGCAACAAAGGCGCCUGUAUACUUCUUCAGCCAUGGUGGUCCUGAUGUGCAAUAUAACACAAAGCACCCCGUGUAUCCGUUCCUUCAACAGAUUGGAAGGGAAAUAACGCAGAAAGUGAAGCCGAAGGCCGUAGUGGUCUUCUCAGCACAUUGGAUGGGAGAGGAGCGCGCUAUUCAUGUUAACAAUGCUGUAGACACUCCUCUCAUUUAUGACUUCUACGGGUUCCCCGAUCACUUUUAUAAAGCUCAAUAUCCGAACAAGGGUAGCCCCGAGCUUGCGAGCAAGAUUAUGGUCAUUCUUUCAGAGGCUGGUAUCCAAUCCUAUGGAAUGGAGCGAGGUCUUGAUCAUGGUGUAUUUUCUGGAUUCCAUGUUGCUUUCAACCCAGAAACGAAUCCACUCAACGUACCACUUGUUCAAGUCUCGCUCUUCAAAAACGAAGAUCCUCAUGCUCACUACGCUCUCGGACGUGCUGUAUCUGCACUUCGGGAUGAGGGAAUAGUCAUCAUCGGAGCCGGGAUGUCAGUACACAACUUACGUGACAUGUACCACAUGUUCGAGGGUAACACGGAGCCACUCCCAUAUGUUGUGAGCUUCGAUAACGCUCUCAAGGAGGCCGUGGAGGCCGACCCAGCUAUCCGAGAGGAAAAGAUGGCGGCGAUAUGUAAGCGGGGAGAUGCCAAACAAGCACACCCUUUCAUGGACCACCUUAUGCCAGUUUUCAUCGCUGCAGGCGCCGCCAGUGAGGACUGGGGAAAACAGAUAUGGACUUUACAUGAAGGCAGCUUCGGAUGGUCGCAGUUCCGGUUCGGUGAUGUUCCUUCAUCCUCAUGAGCAUUAUUUUGGGGGUAGUGUGUAGCCAAAGUGCAACAGCCAUAAUUAUCGAGGCCUGCUAGGAGAACACUAAGGAUCGGACACAUUAUGGUGGCAUCAACCACAGACAAAGUUGAGGUUGGCCGGAGAUGACCAACUUAUACCCAACGAAAAUAAUCGUGUUAUACAGCG